AUGCGCAUAAUAGAUGUUCUAGCAACUGUUGCUAACAAUGGCACAACCAGCUUCAUGCGUCUCUACCGCACUAAGAGUGAACGUACACCUGUUCCCAUUGACACAAUCCUCCAAAAACCUUCAGCCUACCGAUUUGUCUUCCAGAACCCCCUGGACCUGCACAAGCUCCUCGAAGACCCCGAUCCCGCCAGCGUGGCCAUAUGCCAGGGCAUGAAAAUGCUACGACUUGACCUCCUACAGCACUUCACAGAUGACAAGUUGACUUUCAUGGAAGCCGCGACCGAGGAUUCAAAGAGCGUCGAUCUGCGAGCCCUCAUGGAGAACUGGAGAAAUGCGUGCCGGAAUAUCCCAAGGCAGCAUGGUCUCGAAGAACUGACGUUUGAUGUGUCCAGUGCAAAUGAGCUGUGCAAGUUGCACAUAAUUCGCAGAACCAUUCAGAUUAUCAGUACGACUCUGGUUCUCAAGGCAGCACAGAAUUUGCGCUGUGGGAUCCAAGGGGCGGGCAGCUUGAACCAUAUGCAGAUGCGCCAUAUGCAGAAGUCUCUUGUUAGUCGCUAG
Molecule: messenger RNA, 558 nt
Organism: Aspergillus bombycis
Lineage: Eukaryota; Fungi; Ascomycota; Eurotiomycetes; Eurotiales; Aspergillaceae
Exons: 1
Coding region: 1-558 (185 amino acids)
Source: RefSeq, a predicted model, not a curated record